UGAUAGAUUUUGAGAUGGAAUGCUUGACGCUCGUUUAUCAAGGGCACUCCUUUGGCCACCUUCCCACCCCCCCCCCCCAGGGCGCCGGUGAGAAUGGUUUACGCCGGGGGAAGAGCGCACGGGGGCUCUCUCGCUCGCCUCCGUUGGCUUCGCCGCUGCCGCGAGAGCGGAGACAGCGUGCGCGCUGUGCGAGCGAGUGAGUGAGCGUGAACGGCUCCGGCCGAGAUCCGCCGUGCAGCGAGAGAGCAGUGAGAGCGAGAGAGAGAGCAGCGAGCCCAGCUUUGUGCGUGCAACCGCGGAGACGUUGGCAUAACAAUGCUGCCCGUGUGCAACUUGGGUGACUUUUUGUACGUGGGCCGGUGGAUGGGAGUUCUCUCGCAAGCCUGCUGCUGCUGCUUGUAAUGCUGUUGUUCGGUAUGUUGCGGUAAACCUCGUCACCGGGGGGACAAAGGCGGCCGGACGUGCGUGUUGCUGGCCAUCCACUCCCUCGUCUGCCGUGCAGGUCUUCAAAGUCUGACGAGAGCGCAUGACCGUCCUCUCCCGUGGGACUACACAGCCUUCCUGCAAAAAUUCUAGUGUGGAGUUGCCGCUCGAUAGAUCGGAGGCGGUGACUGAUCGCGGUGUGAAGACUUCCAUGCCCCUCGCUCGCGCCCACGGUGCGUGCGGUGCGGCCGCGUGAGCCCUCCCGGGAUCCCACGGUGACGUCCACGCGCUGCCAUGGAGGUGAAGGAGCUGCGUCAGUACCACUCGCUCUCGCAGAACCGUCCGGCCAAGGAGUGCCAGUACUCGAUCGGCGCACCGAGCCGCGACGACCACCACCUCCACCACCAGCAGCAGCUGCAACAGCAGCAACAGCAGCAGCUGCAACAGCAGCAGCAGCAGCGCGCCGUGCAGCAGCAGCAGCAGCAGAGUUCGUGCGGCGAAGAGUGUCUGGGUCACCCGGGCGCCCGCGCUCGUCACCCCUACCCCCCCGCGGGGGACUCGCUCUACGAAGCCGAGGCGGCGGGCCUGGCGGGGUAUGGGCUCGCCUCCAGGGACCCCAACAAGUACGCCCGGCAAGGCGUGGAGUACUGCCUGCGUGAGAUCGGCGUGUGCGAGCCCAUCCCCCAGAGAACCACGGGCGGCGUCUGCGACCCAAUGAUGGCAGGCGUCGUCUGCGACCCAGGGCAGCAGCUGCAGCACAGCGGGUACACGCCGGACGUGAGGCUGGCCCGGAUGAGCUACGGAGCCGACGUCGCUGCCUCGGACUCCGACACGGAGACGGAAGAGACGCUGCCCUACGAGCACGAGCCCCGGGGCGGGCGCGCCCGCGACGGGAAGCCGGACGGCAACCCCUACCCGCCAAGCCGCGCCAACUCCGUCCUCACGCUUACCGACACGGAGCACGAGAACAACAAGUCCGACACCGAGACAGUUAGUUCACCCGACUUGCAAGUGAUGAGAGGCGCCCGUUUUGAUCGCCCGGGGCGUCAUUUGAAACAAUGGACAGAUCCCUUGACACCAUCCACCCAUCACAACCAGGCCACGCUGAGGCAGCCGCAGCUGCCGCCGGUGUCGCACCACCUCCACCACCACCACCAGGGCCUGGGCGACGCGCCCCACCCGCAUGGCCUGACGCAGCACCACCCGUCGCUCACUUCCCUGUCGCACCGCAACUCCACGGCGCACCGCAACUCGUCCGGGCACGGCCACAGCCAGACGCUGGGGCACCCGGGCGGGUUCGUCCGCGAGCGGCGCAACCCCAGCCCCGUGGGUGCCCAGCAUCAGGGUGGGGGGCAGCCGACCCUGCAGAUCCAGGAGGGAGGCUGGGAGCGGGUGGGCAGCGUGCCGCUCGAAAGCAGGAACCUGGGAAAAGGUCCGAGCCUGGAGAAUGGACAAGAUAGCCUGAUGGAGAUGGCCGUGUUUGCGCCCGCCUGCAGGGACACGUCUUACGGAGAAGGGUGCGUAGGCAGCCAGGGAGUCGGAGUUCCGCCUGAGAGGGGCCCUCCGCGGGCAUGGAGUCACUUCCUGUUCAAACCGGGCUCGGGCACGACGCCGCUCUUCAGCAGCCCGGCACCCGGCUACCCGCUGACGUCCAGCGCCGCGUACUCCCCUCCGACGCGGCCCCUCCCGCGUGGCACCUUCCCGCGGGGGACCUUCACCUUCAAGCAGCCGUACCGCGUGUGCAGCUGGCGCUGCGCUGCCCUGUCCGCCAUUGCCGCUGCCGCACUGCUCACGAUCCUGCUGGUGUACUUCAUAGUGCUGCACGUGUAUGGGCUCAACUGGCAGUUCCAGGCGAUGCCCGUUCAGCCGGGCGUGCGGGACGCCGGUCGGCCUGGCCACGUAGGCGAUGCCAUGGGCACAGCUGGAAAAGGCAAUGCCUCGUGGGAUUCCCGCAGCAUCGAUUCGGGCGAAGUGGAGGUGGGCCGGCGGGCAGUGCAGGAUGUCCCCGCGGGCGUUUUCUGGAGGUCCCAGAUCUACUUGGACCAGGCUCAGUACCUUAAGUUCAACAUCUCCCUGGACCGCGACGCCGUGCUGGGCGUAUAUGGUCGCAAGGGGCUGCCGCCCACACACACGCAGUACGACUUCAUAGAGCUGCUGGCGGGCAGCCGGCUCGUGGGGCGCGACCGGAGGAGCCCCGGGCAGGCCGUGCGGCGGAGACGUAACGUGGGAGGCGUGCUGCUGCUGCAGAGAGCCGGCUUUAUUCAGUUCAUGGACCCGGGCAUCUGGCACGUGGCCUUCUACAACGACGGCCUGGAGCCCGAGAGGGUCACCUUCGUCACCAGCAUCGCCGCGGCCGUGGACGAGUGCCCCAGCAACUGCAAUGGCAACGGGGAGUGUGUGGCUGGGAUCUGUCAUUGCUUCCCGGGCUUCUUAGGGCCGGACUGCUCGCGAGCCUCGUGCCUGGUGCUGUGCAGCGGGAACGGCCUCUACCUGCGCGGCCGCUGCCUCUGCCACAGCGGCUGGAAGGGCUCCGAGUGCGACGUGCCGUCCGAGCAGUGCCUCGACCCGGCAUGCAGUGGGCACGGCUCGUGCGUCAUGGGCAGCUGCGUCUGCCACCCGGGCUACAAGGGGGAGAGCUGCGAGGAAGUGGACUGCAUGGAGCCGCAGUGCUCUGGCAAUGGCGUGUGCGUGCAAGGCGUCUGCAUCUGCACGCCAGGCUGGGGAGGCAGCAACUGCGAGUCUCCGCGCCUCAAGUGUCCCGACCAGUGCUCGGGGCACGGCAGCUACCUGGUGGAGUCCAAUUCAUGCAGCUGUGACCCCAACUGGACUGGCUCCGACUGCUCUGUCGAGAUGUGUGCCCUGGACUGUGGGAGCCACGGCGUGUGCGUGAUGGGAAGUUGCCGCUGCGAGGAGGGCUGGAGCGGCGUGGCAUGCGACCAACGCGCUUGCCAUCCCAACUGUGCCGAGCACGGUAUCUGCCGGGACGGCACGUGUGAGUGCAGCCAGGGUUGGAACGGAGAGCACUGCACCAUCGCUCACUAUCAGGAUAAGAUAGUUGAAGAGGGCUGCCCCGGGCUGUGCAACGGCAAUGGCCGCUGUGCACUGGAGGCAUCGGCCUGGCACUGCCUGUGCGAGUUUGGCUGGCGCGGAGCAGGCUGCGACGUCUCCAUGGAAACCGCUUGCGAGGAUGGCAAGGACAAUGACGGAGACGGCCUGAGCGACUGCGUGGACCCGGACUGCUGCCUGCAGCACGUGUGCCGAGCGGACGGUCUGUGCCAGGGCUCGCCUGACCCCGAGGAGCUGCUACCGCACACCCUGCAGCCGCCGAGCCAGAGGGCCAACCCGCAGGCCUUCCCGACCUUCUUCCAGAGCACGCAUUUCCUGGUCGGCAGGGACCGAGCCCACGUGGUGCCGGGAGAUAACCCUUUCAACAGACGGACGGCGUGUGUGGUCCGAGGUCAGGUGCAGACGCUGGACGGGACCCCACUGGUCGGGGUGAACGUAUCCUUCCCCCACUACCCGAGCUACGGGUACACCGUGACGCGGCAAGAUGGAGCCUUCGACCUCAUGGCGAGCGGAGGACGCUCGGUGACGCUGCAAUUCGAGCGGGCGCCGUUCACCGCGCAACUGCGCACCGUGUGGUUGCCGUGGAACCGGUUCAUCGUCGUGGACACGGUGGUGAUGCGCCGCGAGGAGAACGACAUCCCGAGCUGCGACGUCAGCGGCUUCGUGCGGCCCAACCCAUCCGUGCUGCCCUCGCCCCUCACCUCCGUGCCGGGCAGCUGCGGCCCGCUCAAUCCCAUCAUACCCGAGAUCCAGGCCGUGCAGGAGAGCAUCACGCUGCCCGGCUCCGAGCUGCACCUGCGCUACGUGAGCAGCCGCGCUCCCGGGUACCACUCGCGCCUAUCGGUCAGACUCACGCCGGCCAGCGUGCCCUUCAACCUGCUCAAGGUCCACCUGUCGGUGGCCGUGGAGGGGCGCUUCUUCCGCACCUGGUUCCCGUCGGCGCCGAACCUGCGGCACACGUUCAUCUGGGACAAGACCAACGCCUACGGGCAGCCCGUCUACGGCAUCGCCGAAGCUCUAGUGUCUGUCGGAUACGAGUACGAGUCCUGCCCCGAGCUGAUCCUGUGGGAGAACCGCGUCGCCAUCCUGCAGGGCCUUGAGCUCGACGCCUCCAGCCUGGGCAUCUGGGGCCUGAGCAACCACCACGCGCUGCACGUGCCUAGCGGCACGAUGCACAAGGGCACGGGCGAGAACGUGUUCGUGUGGCGCCUGCCGCCCGUCAUCACGAGCGUCAUGGGCAACGGCCGGCGGCGCAGCAUCACCUGCCCCAGCUGUAACGGCGUCGCCGAGGGCAACAAGCUGCUGGCGCCCAUGAGCCUGGCCUGCGCCGCCGACGGAAGCCUCUACGUUGGCGACUUCAACUUCGUGCGCCGGAUAUUCCCGUCCGGCAACGUCACGAGUGUCUUCGAGCUCAGAAACAAAGACUUGAGGCACAGCAACAACCCGUCGCACCGCUACUACCUGGCCGUGGACCCCGUGUCGGGCUGGCUCUACGUGUCGGACACCAACAGCCGGCGCCUGUACCGCGUGCGCUCGCUCACGGGCAGGGUGGGCGAUCUGACGUCCAACGGGGAGGUGGUCGCCGGCACCGGCGAACAGUGCCUGCCGCUCGACGAGACGCGCUGCGGCGACGGCGGACGGGCGGUCAACGCCUCGCUCACCAACCCCCGCGGUGUGGCAGUGGAUAAGCAUGGCAUCAUUUACUUUGUGGACGGGACGAUGAUCCGGAGAAUCGACGAGAAUGGUAUUAUCUCGACGCUCAUCGGCUCCAAUAACUUAGCCUCCGUGCGACCGCUAAGCUGUGACUUCACCCUCGACAUCAAUCAGGUGCAGCUCGGAUGGCCGACAGCCCUGGCCGUCAGCCCGCUGGACAACUCGCUGUACAUCCUGGACAACAACAUCGUCCUGCAGGUCCUGCAGAGCCAGCAGGUGCGCGUGGUGGCCGGCAGGCCCAUGCACUGCCCGCUGCCGCCGGCGGAGCACCAGGGCGGCGGGCGGCUGGCGACGCACGCAGUGCUGCUGGCGCCCACGGCCAUUGCCGUGUCGCACUCGGGCACGCUGUACGUCGCCGAGACGGACGAGCGCAAGAUCCACCUGGUGUGGCGCGUGACGAGCGACGGGGAGAUAUCGCCGCUCGCCGGCGCCGCCUCCGAGUGCGACUGCAAGAGCGACGUGAGCUGCGAUUGCUUCGCGGGCGACGACGGCUACGCCAAGGACGCCCGGCUGAACGCGCCGUCCUCGCUGGCGGUGUGCCCCGACGGCGUCGUGUUCGUCGCCGACCUGGCGAACAUCCGCAUCCGGGCCGUGAGGCCCAACCGGCCCACCCUCAACGUCGCGGGCCAGUACGAGAUCGCGUCGACCGAGGACCAGGAGCUGUACGUCUUCAACCGGGACGGCAACCACCUGCACACGCUGAGCCUCGUCAGCGGAGAGUUCCUCUACAACUUCUCAUACAGCGGCGACCGCGACCUGGUCACCGUCAGCGGCGGCAGCGGCGCGCUGCUGAAAGUCCGCCGGGACUCCACGGGGAUGCCCCUGCGCCUCGUCGUGGACGACUCGCUCAUCCUCUCGCUCACGCUCAAUGCCAACUCGGGGCUCAAGAGCGUCUCCUCGCAGGGGGCCGAGCUGGCCUUCCUCACGUACCACAGCGGCGGCGGGCUGCUCGCCACCAAGAGCGACGAGAACGGGUGGACCACCUUCUACCAAUAUGACGUGGAUGGUCGACUGACGAAUGUGACCUUCCCGUCGGGCCUGGUGAAGUCGCUCAACGGAGACGCGAGGGAUGCCCUGCGCGUGGUGCAGACGUCCAGCCAGGACGAGGACGUCACCAUCACCACCAACCUCUCCACCGUGAAGACCUACUACAGCCUGCUGCAGGGUCCAGCCAAAACAUCUUUUGUCUUUUCCCCUUUGCUGGACCAGAGCAAGAACGCGUAUGCGGUGGGCCACGACGGCUCGCUGCAGGUGGCGUACGCCAGCGGGCUGCAGCUGGGCCUGCACACCGAGCCGCACGUGGUGGCCGGCCCCGCCAGCCCCGCAGCCGUCCGCCUCAACAUCAGCCUGCCCAUGGAGGGCGGCGUGAGCAUGCUCGAGUGGCGCCUGCGCAAGGAGCAGGCGCGGGGCAACGUCACCGUCUAUGGGCGCAAGCUGCGGGUGAACGGCAGGAACAUCCUGUCGAUGGACUUCAACCGGCAGACGCGCACCGAGAAGAUCAACGACGACCACCGCAAGUUCACGCUGCGCGUCGUCUACAACCAGCUGGGCCGCCCCACGCUGUGGCAGCCGGACAACAAGCUGACGGCGCUCAACGUGACGUACUCGGCGCGUGGGCGCAUGCUCACGUUCCAGCGCGGCUCCAUGUCGGAGCGCAUCGACUACGACACGGCGGGGCGACUCAAGUCGCGCACGUUCGCCGACGGGCGCACGUGGUCGUACUCGUACCUGGACCGGUCCAUGGUGCUGCUCCUGCACAGCCAGAGGCAGUUCAUCUUCGAGUUCGACUCGUCGGACCGCCUGGCCUCCGUCACCAUGCCGAGCGUCGCGCGGCACACGCUGGCGACUCUGCGCUCGGUCGGCUACUACCGCAACGUGUACACGCCGCCCGAGAGCAACGCCUCCGUCAUCCAGGACGUGGGCGAGGACGGGCUGGUGCUGCGCAUCGCCUACACGGGCACGGGCCGACGCGUCCACUACAAGUACAAGCAGGCGGGCAAGCUGACCGAGGUGCUGUACGACGGCACGCGCGUUGGCGUCACCUACGACGACCUCACGGGAAUGCUGAAGCUGGUGAACCUGCAGGAUGGCGGCUACGCGUGCACGCUGCGCUACCGGCACGCGGGGCCGCUCGUCGACAAGCAGAUCCUCCGCUUCAACGAGGAAGGGAUGGUGAACGCGCGCUUCGACUACAGCUACGACAACGGCUUCCGCGUCACGAGCGUGCAGACGGUCAUCAACGAGACGCCGCUGCCCAUCGACCUCUACCACUACGACGACAUCUCCGGGAAGGUGGAGCAGUUCGGCAAGUUCGCCGUCAUCUACUACGACAUCAACCAGAUCAUAACCACGGCCGUCAUGACGCUCACGAAACACUUUGACGGCUACGGCCGCGUCAAGGAGGUUCAGUACGAAAUCUACCGCUCGCUCAUGUACUGGAUGGUGCUGCAGUACGACAACCUGGGGCGGGUGUCCAAGCGCGAGCUCAAGGUGGGACCGUACGCCAACACCACCAAGUACACGUACGAGUACGACGCCGACGGCCAGCUGCAGAGCGUGUCCAUCAACGAGAAGGUGACGUGGCGGUACAGCUACGACCUGAACGGAAACCUGUACCUGCUGAACCCGGGGAACAGCGCGCGGCUCACCCCGCUGCGGUACGACCUCCGCGAUCGCAUCAACCGGCUGGGCGACAUCCGCUACGUCGCGGACGAGGACGGCUUCCUCAAGCAGCGCGGCUCCGACUCGUUCGAGUACAACUCCAACGGGCAGCUCAUCCGCGCCUACAACAAGGCGGUCGGCUGGAGCAUCACCUACCGCUACGACGGGCACGGCCGCCGCGUGUCUCGCCGCUCCGGCACCGGCGAGCACCUGCAGUUCUUCUACGCCGACCUGGACUACCCGAGCCGGCUGACGCACAUCUACAACCACUCGAGCUCCGAGAUCCUGUCGCUGUACUACGACCUGCAGGGCCACCUGUUCGCGGCCGAGUUCAGCGGCGGCGAGGAGUUCUACGUGGCCACGGACGACCUGGGCACCCCGCUGGCCAUCUUUAGCAGCUCGGGGCUGGUGGUGCGGCACAUGCAGUACACGGCGUACGGCGAGAUCUACGUGGACACCAAACCCGACUUCCAGCUGUGCGUGGGGUUCCACGGGGGCCUGUACGACUCACUCACCCGCCUCGUGCACUUUGGCCGGAGGGAUUACGACAUCCUGUCGGGGCGGUGGACGUCGCCGGACGUCGACGUCUGGAAGGACAUUGGCUCCAAUCCCAGGCCCUUUAACCUGUACACGUUCAAGAACAACAAUCCCGUCGGAGACAUGCAGGAUGGCAUGAAAUACGUCACGGAUGUGAACAGCUGGCUGCAGACAUUUGGAUUUCAGCUGCACAACGUGAUCCCGGGCUUUGCUAAGCCAAAAGUGAACUCUUACGAGCCGCAUUAUGAGCUCACUGCCAGCCAGAGGCAGGACACAGCGAGGGCCGUGUCGUGGGUGGACUGCGGGGUGCACAAGAAACUCAAGGCCUUCACUUCGCUGGAGAGCCUGCCCAUGCGUGACAGCCCCGACCGCUCGGCGAGCCGGCACCGGGACGGCCGCGUGUGGUUCACGACGGUGGUGCCCAUCCUCGGCAAAGGGGUCAUGUUCGCAAACAGCCACGGGCGCAUAACCACCGACAUCAUCAACAUCGCGAGCGAGGACAGCCGCAGGGUGGCGGCCAUGCUCAACAACUCGCACUACCUGGAGGGGCUGCACUUCACGGUUGAGGGCAAGGAGACGCACCACUUUGUGAAGGUGGGCUCGCCCGAGGGCGACCUGGCCACCCUGGGCCUCACCGGCGGCCGCAAGACUCUGGAGAGCGGCGUCAACGCCAGCGUGUGGCAGUCGACGGCGCUGGUGGCGGGGCGCACGCGCCGCUACACCGACGUGUCGCUGCAGGCGGGCGGCGUGGCGCUGAACGUGCGCUACGGCGGCACGGCGGAGGAGGAGAGGGCGCGCGCGCUCGAGGUGGCGCGGCAGCGCGCCAUCUCGCUGGCGUGGGCGCGCGAGCAGGAGCGCGUGCGCGACGGGGACGAGGGCAGCGCGUCGCGCGCCUGGAGCGAGGGCGAGCGGCGCCAGCUGCUUGCCGAGGGGAGGGUCGCCGGCUACGAGGGGUUUUACCUCCUCUCGGCCGAGCAGUACCCGGAGCUGGCCGACAGUCCGGCCAACAUCCAGUUCCUGAAGCAGAGCGAGAUAGGCCGCAGGUGACAGCCGGGAGAAGAUGCCUUCGUUUUCUCUGGUGGACCGGCCUGGGUCUAAAAAAAAAAAAGUUAUUUUACCAAAAUCUGCUGUGUAGGACAGCAGAGAGAGGCUAACGACUGUCACACUCCUCUGGUAUGUAUAAAGAGUGCCCUGUUCGUGGGAAGUACAUUGCCUUUUGUCUACAGAAUAAAAUAAAGAAAGGAAGGGGAGAAAGAAAAAAAAACACCUUUUUUUUUUGCUAAAACAAAAAAAGGUAUGAGCUGUGAAACUCCUUUGCAAGCAGAAACUAUUGCACAUGAAACGGGACGGAAAAUUCCGGUGUAUUGUUCUCUCUUUUAAUCCAUCAAAAAAGAGAGAUAAAUAUUGAUUUACGAUUGUGGAAUCCUGACUAUGCCAGGAAAUUAAUAGGGUUCCCCAUCGGCGGGCAGGAAGAGAACCGCAUGAGAGAAAAAAAACUUCAUGCAACAACAACAAAAAAAAACGAGGAGAAAACUGCUUUUGUGUGAGAAAUCAUGAUAACGGCAGGGGAUCGCUUUUCCCGUUUCUGAUCAUUUCUCCUCUGAGCGGCUUCAAAGCAAAGUCAAAAAGGCAGCAUCUUUACACAAGAAGAGCAACAAACUGUGAUCAGUGGGAGGUAACGCGAAUUUGGUUUCUGAAAAAGAGCAAAAGCAGCAGGAAUUGAUGUCCUGCCGUCGCCGCACGGAGAAUGAUGGACUGCGUGUGUCGCACUGUCCCAGAGCCUGUGGUCUUUCUCUCUCUAUAUAUAUUUCGUCUGCUGCGUUUGAACAGGCUACGGUGCCCGCGUCGCCUCUAGGGAUAGACAGAGCACAUGAAUGUGUGUAUUUUAGAUAUUUUUUGUUCAUAUGAACCAAAUGUGUUAUCCCAACGCCUUAACUUUAAUUAGUUGGAUUGUGUAUUAUAAAUAACUCGGAUUUUAAGAAAGUGUGAUGUUAGCACUACACGGGAGCAUCACUGCAUUGGUCAUUAAUGCAGCACUUGAGUUGAGAAAAUGCGGGCGUAUAAAAAUAAGUAAAUAAAAACAUGUCGACUGAACCCUUUGUAUAAAAAAUUUAACAAGAAUAAAAAAAAAUGCUACUUUUUUUUUGCAAGAUUUUUUUUAAAUGUUUUGAAUGCUGCUUAAUUUUGUUUCGUUCAGUCAAGAAAGGCAACAUUUAGUUACGUUUACUUCAAUUCAUGUACGUUCACUCUGCGGUGCGCAACAUACCCAAUAUCGAAUAUUUCUAAAGCGUAGGCUUUUCCCCGUCCGUUUCGAAAGGAAAUGCCACUACAGGGGCGGACGUGCAAUGGCUGGUGAGGCGAGCUCGCAUCAACGCACAAUUUCGCUGUCAAAAGAUCCCGGAGCACAGCUUUGUCAAGACCCACUCAUGAAUUCUCAACAGACAAAAGGCAGCCACUGACCGGUUAAUGAAGGUGCGAUUUGAGCAGUGAAAACCCUUUAACGUUGAGCGAAAUCCUUGGCUGUUCACCACCAUUUUUUUACGUACAUUUUUAAUGGGGGGUUUUUUCACCAUUUUUUUUACUGUUUUUGUGUUCUUAAGUUAUUUAGUGACUGUGCAAAGAAUAAUAAUCCGCAAACGUUUAUGCUUGUCAAUACAGAUGUAUAAGUUCGCUUUUCUUUUCAUGCACAUUGACGUUCACAUAAAUCGGUAACAUCUCCCUUAUUUUUCUGUAAAUAAGACAAAGGUGUCACCCAGUUUAGCCUCUAGACUAUAAGGGCAAGUAGCGAGCAGCUAUUAAGGCUAACACAGCGAAGGAGUGGGUGUAGCAAGCACUGCACCUUUGCGGCGUUAGCUCAUUUUACCAGGUCUUUACUUUCAGCCGAGUCUGACCAUUGUGCACACCUGAUCACGAAUCGUCCACGUAUGAUGACUCGAGGGGACCAUGUGACCACUGCGGGCAAAUAGAGGUGCUACCAUUCACCGUGAUGCUAAAUUAAUAAUUUGUUAAUUGCAUUCCCGAAUUGCGGCAAUUCAUUAAAUCUCUGCCCGGAGGGCGGUUGGGGGUGAGGGUGAAUUGUUCCACCCAUCAUGAUCGUGCACAUUCCCACGCUGGUGAAUGCCCCCCUCGCCCAGUAUGCACAGCCAGCAGGAAACCGCUGUGGUGUAAUGGUCAGCGCACACUGGACUUGGCAAUCCAGAGGUCCGCCGGUUCAAUGUCGUCAGGCAGCAGUGGAGAACAAUCUGGCACGUUUCUUAAAUCCUGCCCGCCUCUUUCCACCCAGCUGUUCGAAUGGGCAUUGCCACCAAAGUUGGCCGAUGUGCAGGUUGUGUGUGGUGGGGGAAAAAAAAAGUGUGGUGUUCCCACCUCUGCCAAAAGUGUCUGGCCAGGGUGGAAGAGUAGGCCAAAUACCCCUCCUCAAUCCGAGCUCCCUCUAGUGGAGGUCCUUCUGCCAGCAGAGGUGAAGGCAGUUCCAGGGUUUCGCCUUUACCUUUUUGCAUACAGUCUGUGCUAUUACACGCUGCGUUCCACAAUUAUGCACCUCUCGCAAAUACACUUUCAUUAAAUACCAUGCAUACACACCAACACGUACACGUGCACACCCACGCUAUUGUAACUGUAGCUAUGGGGUGGUAUCACAGACAUCGAAUGCCUGCUUGUCAGCUUGCUGCCAACUGCCAAAGACUUUCCCCCACACCUCCCCCCACACACAAAACAGUGGUAUUGGAAGGCCCAAUGUAAUGCGUAUUUUAAUCCUCGUUUUCAAGAUUUUUGUUUUAUAUCUCGGUGAACCACAUCUGUUUUAGAGCGUACAACUGCGCAGUUUUACCGUGAUCAUAUUUAGCUGCAUGUUCUAUGAACAGCGCCCGAACUCGGGUUGCCCGUGGGUCACAGGGAGCUGGGUCGUCAUUCCGUUUUGUCAUUGUUGAGCAUCGCGACGCAUAUAACAAUUCUACCGUGCUUUUGUGUUGUAUACCAUCUUCAAUUGGUGCUGCAUUUAUGGACUAACAGUUGAUGGGUGGUAUUUAACUUUUAGCAAAUGCAUAGGUUUUGUAAAGGCCUUACACACUGGAUUGAAUAAUGCUUUAAUUUUUUGCUACUUUUUAAAGAUGUGUUUAGCUUUUUUUUUCUUCUUCUUCUUCUAAAAUGAUGUUCAAAACACGUUGACGAAGUCUGCGCCCACGUCACGGCUGUAUGAAGUAAAAAAGAAAAAAAAACACUGUUUCUAAAUGCUUCAGAGUGUGACACUGUGUCGCGUCUCGGGCCGUGGUGUUAACCAUUUCGAAAUACAUUUUACAAAAAUUACCACAACGGCAAACAAAACAUACUCGAUAUGAAAAAAAACGAAAACCAGGUUAUGUAUGCCUGUGGCAUAUGAAACAAAUGGCAGACAUUAGCAGGUGAUGAGGUCAUUUCUAAAUGUAGCCUCGAUCGAGGUCAUUAAACAGAAAAUGCGCUGAAACUUUUUUUGUUGUUGUCCUCUGUCAAUUGAUUCUCUCCCAUCCAAGCCCAUCUUACGUAACUUUAAAGCCAGAGAGUGGCUUAAUGUACAUCAUCAACCUUAACAGGAUAAAAGCUGUCCAUUUUUUAAACUGUCUGUCAGCGAGGCUUUAGAGUGAUUCCGGGAAAAUAUCUGGAAUUUAAAAUAAAUACUCUGAGCGGUCGUGUGCUUUCUAAAGAAAAGAAAUAUAUCCAGGAACUUUUAACAUUGUUUGAUUUUUAAAUGGCAAUGCACCUUGUGUAUUUUUUUGCGUGAGGUUUAUCUGGAACAUUUGAAUCUUUUGUAUGCGGGAACUAGGAAGCGGUGAGUUGAAAAUGAAUGAGCGAAUGGUGCAAGACACAACCAUAAUUCUUUACAACACAGCAUCAUCCCGAUUACUCCCAUCCAUUACUUCAAACGGCACUAGUUGUAAGUUAAUGCAAUGUCACCUUAAUCAAGUCUCCGUCCACGUAAAAUGUGUGUUACUUUUCUUGGUAUUAUUUUAAGCGCGGCCCAAGGUACGUUUUGGCUUGGUAAGCCACCCUAUUAGUUAAGGAAUUGUCACUGCUGGGAUAAAAUAUAGCUUCAAGUGUUACUGUAAAUCAAAAAUAUGGACACUGGGCUGACAGGAAAACUGAGCAGUGUUCCAUUUUUUAUGGAUCAGCGGAAUGUAUCAAAAUAACAAAUUGCAUUUAAUUGAAGGCACAGGGAGAGGAGACACUGCUUUGGAGAUAACGAAAAGCAAUAUAAUCUCUGCAUUUAUUUGACAAACGUCUUGGAUUUUGCAGGAGGCACAGCUUUGAUGUACAUUGCGAUGUGAAAUUAAUUUGGGCAAAAAUUCCUCAAAAUUUUCCAAUGCAAAAGUGCACUAAAAGACAGGUUUUAGCCACUGCAUAAUUUAUUAUUAAUUUCCUCAAGAUUAAAAACCAGCGAUGGAGGUGGAGGGGGUUGUAAAUGCCCUUUUUCCCUUUUGGAGCCAUUAUUGAUUUGUGAAAAUUUCAAAUGUCGUCUAAAAGGGGCUUACGACGACUUAUCACCUUCACUUACAUGGUCACUAUCGCUAAAGAAAUGCAUUAUUUUAUCCGAGAUGUUAAGCUUUAAUUAGUGUGUGGCCAAAAGUGUGUGUGUGAUGCCGAGAUGGAAAAUAUUCUGUGAGCACGGAUGCGUUAAUGUUUUAUGAGGUACCGCGUUGAUCUUUAAAGGCGGGGGGGGGGGAUUAUGAUGAAAUGCUACAGCAAACAGCAUUUGCAGUGAAGAUAGGGACUUCAGUUUGGAGAGAUGGGGCAUUCGGUCCCCAGCGUUUUCCAAAUUCCCUCAACAGGCGGACCGACAGAUUUAAUGAAAAUGAACUGGCAUAGUCAUUCUUUGAUGGCCACACCUGGCACAGGGAAAUGUGUAAGCCCCUGGAAACGGAGGCUGAUUUACUCAAUCAUACAUAAUGUUCCACCCUUUGCCUCUAAUCAGUUUAAUUGUUCGUAGAGGAGGCCCCGAUAACU
This is a messenger RNA of Petromyzon marinus (sea lamprey), 14376 nucleotides long. RefSeq names its product teneurin-4-like. Lineage: Eukaryota; Metazoa; Chordata; Hyperoartia; Petromyzontiformes; Petromyzontidae. Gene Ontology annotation, cellular component: membrane; neuron projection. Gene Ontology annotation, molecular function: protein heterodimerization activity; protein homodimerization activity; cell adhesion molecule binding. The record is from RefSeq and is a predicted model, not a curated record. Gene Ontology annotation, biological process: signal transduction; neuron development; heterophilic cell-cell adhesion.